GUAUCAAAGCAGAAAGCUUUUCGAAGUAGCUUUAUUGUGAAAUUGAAAACAGUAAACAAAAGCAAAACUUGAUUGCGUGCCUAUUGAAAUUGAUAGUGAGGGAGAAAAGUUUGUUACUUAAGCAGAAUCAAAUCCUCUGCUAGGAUCACUUCUACCAGUAAAGCCUAAGGACAAACAUGGCAGCUAAAAUAAAAGACACAGAUUCAGCCAACGAAGAAUUUGAUAAACAUUUGAGGUAUUUUUUGCGUAUGAAACACAAGGAAGAUCCACCAAAAUGUAAUAUAUAUGUGGUCGAAUUUUUCGGCGUUUUGAGCCUAACCGAUUUACGCGCGCCGGAACGAAAGCUGUGGUACAUUUAUUAUUGUAAGCAGUCUGAUAUAGACCAGACUGUGGAUCAGAUUCACCAGAAAUAUGGCAAAAAGAAUAUGUAUGACCUAUUCCGGAAGCCGGUAUUCAGUGGAGCUGGCUUGCGCGCCAGUGUCAAGAAGCACUUUUCGGAAUUAAAGUGGUUUACCAAAGGAAAUUUACUUGAGGCGCCACCAAAGAGUCAUUUUAACGACGAGCGCGUCUGUAAAACCAUAACGGAUCUAUACAACAUUGAGCAGCAAAGACUUUAUAACUAUGUAAUGGUGAAAAAUCAGUGGUACUGGAGGUGCAGCCAUUAGGUUCGGUCUUGUGUAGUAAAACUCUGUGAUUUUAGAUAUAUAGAUUCAUGGCAUAUAUCUAUCUAAUAAAUACCAUGUACAGCUGCUGGUGGCGCGGCGUCUCCAUAGAUCCAUAUAUAAAGAUUAUGUGUGUUGGACAAUGACCCCCAUUAUCCAAGUGAACAUCUCCAAGGGUCGAGUGAGCAGUGGGACCACGAGCAUACCCCUGCCAGACACCCCUCCCAACCAGCUCGAUCGCUCUCCAGUUUCCUCAAGAAGUACGGAAAUGGAGGAUGUCAUAUUAAUCUGGAGGUGAUCUUCACACUGAAGGAGAUUUCCUUUGGCGUGUACUCCCGUGUAAAUUUAACCCCCAGACAGACCAAACAAAGAUCCAGCUACUGCCAAAGGCGCUACUGACCGGCAACGAUCUGAUCUACAAUUAAUGAAGCCCAUCCUUUUCGAUGUGAUAUCCCAAGCUGAAUUAAAGAAAAACACCAGUUCACUGCCAAGCGCAUCAAACUCUUGCAUUUAACGUUGGCGGAGAUUGUAUGGCCUAAGACCGGAAUUCGUUUUGCCGUUUCGACGGACGCUUGACCUGUACCACCUUACUGGGAACAGGAACUCUAUGAAAUUGAUUGGAUAGAACAGCGCUUAAGUGUAUUGAUUAAAAAGAUAAAGGUAUUCUAAGUUAAUCUAAAACGUUUUUGAUUAAGAAGAAUUACUCAUAAGUGCAUCGUUGAGCGCAAGAAUAGAAUUACAUAUGAUAUGUAGCUCCACAAA
Molecule: messenger RNA, 1424 nt
Organism: Drosophila pseudoobscura
Lineage: Eukaryota; Metazoa; Arthropoda; Insecta; Diptera; Drosophilidae
Exons: 3
Coding region: 177-665 (162 amino acids)
Source: RefSeq, a predicted model, not a curated record